AUGGCGCCUAUAGCUGAAACUGCAGCAAAAAACUUGAAGAAACUCCGGUACCUUUCUGUGGUAUCUAAGGUAUGUAUCGAACUCGAAUCUCAAUUAGGAGGAGGUGGUUAUAUUGACAAUAAAACAUUAUCUCUGUAUAUUGCUGAUAUUGGUAUGAAGUCUAAUAAUGUCAAUGAAUUCAAACUGAAACUGAAAGAGAAUCCUGAUGUUAUUCAUAUGCCUGAUUUUUUUCUGGAUCAACUUUUUAGUUUCAUCCAUUACAAAGAUGGCGAAGAAUUUAUUGAAACAAGUAAUUUAGUUGGUCAUAAAGAUGAGGUUAGGAGGGGGAACGAAGAGGUGGGAUUUGGUAAAACAACUCAACUUACACAGUAUCUAGCCGAAGCAGGUGAUUACACCACUAGAGGUAAAAUUGUGUGUACUCAACCUCGAAGAGUUGAAACAUUGGCGGCAGCUGAAAGAGUAGCCAAAGAAUUUGGUUCUACUUUGGGUGAGAAAGUGGGAUACACGGUUAAAUUUUAUGAUUGCACCGGAUCAGAUACUAUAAUCCAAUACAUGACUCAUGGAGUUCUUCUCAGGGAGUUUCUUGGUGAUGAAAACCUUUCUCAGUAUUCUGUCAUCAUUGUGGAUGAUGCUCAUGGGAGAACACUUGUUAGCGACACAAUCUGUUGUUUGCUCAAGCAACUCAUCCUGCGAAGACCUGGCCUGCAAUGUAUCAUAACAUCCCAAAUUAGAGAAGAAGCAGAUAUUUUAGCGAAAUAUUUCUUAGCGAAUGUGUUCCGCCAUGAACCAACAGUACCAUUUAGGGUUCUUGAUGAGUAUGCGUUAGAACCAGUAAGCGAUUAUCUAGACAGUUCAUUGACUAAAGUUUUACAGAUCCAUCUAACCAAACCAGAGGGUGAUAUUCUAGUCUUCUUGACGGAUCAAGAAGAUGUCAAUCGCGCUUUUAAGUCUUUACACGAGAGAAUGCGAGGGCUAAGAAACCAUACUCUACUUGAGCUACUAAUCGUGCCUGUGUACGAUGUUCCUGUUCCUAGUGAGAUGCAGACAAUGGUUUAUGGUAGACCUCCUACUGGGUUUAGAAAGGUUAUUCUGGCACCUAGUACUGCCGAGGCUUCUUUAGCCAUCGAAAAUGUACUUUACAUUGUCGAUUCUGGAGUACAGAAGCAAUUUAGGUACGACGAAGCAGAGGGUAUUGAUUCUUUAAUAAUUGUACGCACUUCAGUAGCCUCAGAAAAUGUCCGACGUAAGCUUGCAGGUCGAUCAAGACAUGAUGGUAUCUGUUAUCGAAUGUAUCCCUUCAGUGAAGUAAUGCUGGCUCGUUCUUUACCUGAAAUCACAAGGAUGAAUCUUGGGUUUGCUACACUUGUAAUGAAAGUUAUGGGCAUAAAAGAUGUCUACAAUAUCCCAGAUCCUCUAUUCCCCCAUGCUAUAGAACUGGCGAUGAAAGAACUGGCUGAUGUUCAAGCUUUAGAUGAACAGGGGAACGCGACCAAGAUUGGGAAAAAAAUGGCAGAACUCCUAUUAGAUCAUCCAUCAUCUAAAACAUUCUUCACUAAUUUCUUCGCAGAUGAAUGA
Molecule: messenger RNA, 1575 nt
Organism: Papaver somniferum (opium poppy)
Lineage: Eukaryota; Viridiplantae; Streptophyta; Magnoliopsida; Ranunculales; Papaveraceae
Product: probable pre-mRNA-splicing factor ATP-dependent RNA helicase DEAH5
Exons: 2
Coding region: 1-1575 (524 amino acids)
Biological process (GO): spliceosomal complex disassembly
Cellular component (GO): intracellular anatomical structure; catalytic step 2 spliceosome
Molecular function (GO): RNA binding
Source: RefSeq, a predicted model, not a curated record